Molecule: messenger RNA, 294 nt
Organism: Cooperia oncophora
Lineage: Eukaryota; Metazoa; Nematoda; Chromadorea; Rhabditida; Trichostrongylidae
Source: the annotation of a GenBank genome assembly
AUGACGUCCGAUUCCUCCCUGACGAGAUUAGAUGGCCCCUCAUCGGUAGAGGCAACUCCCGACGUCGUAGAAGAGCAUAUCCGAUGUACGCAGGACUGGGGCGCUAUUGAAGCUACAAACACACAACGUGUGAGAUCUCACCUUGGAAUUCAUAUUCAAUCUCUUCUCGAGAUAAUUCAAGAGGAAUGUAGAAACCGUGACUGGUUGAUCGAAUACGCACGAUUGGCAGAACGGCAGGUUAUGCGAAAGCGAAAUUAUGGCUACGAUCUCAGUACGGCUACAGUUGCUAAUUAA